UAUUUUAUAUUUAGAGGAUACAGAACAUUCUAAUCCAACUAGCAAAAAAAGAAAAAGAAAAAAAAAAGAGUAAACAAAUUAGGGAUAAGGGAGGAAAACUCUGUAUCCGGCCGUCUCAUCAGAUUUCUCUCAUUUUUCUUGUAACGUUUGGUUUCGUCUCUACUUGGUUAUCUUCCCCAGAAAGUUCAGAUCUUAUUUUAUUUUUUUUUGGUUUGAAAAGAUACUGAAUCAAGUUUUCUCAUAGCAAUCAGACGAUAAUCGAAUCAGAAGACCCUUUUUUGUUUUCUUCCGUUUCGUUUUUCGUUGAUAAUGAUGGGUAACUUUUAGUUUGUUUUUUUUUUUUAAUAGCAUAAUCGAUUAGAUAUUACUUGGUCAAUUUCGCAAAUCGAUUUGGGUCAAAAAUUUCUGAUCGAUUCAACGAUUCGAUCUGGGUAAAUCAUUGAUUGGAUCAAGCUAGGGAACACGAUCGAAGAUUUGGGUCUACUUGGGUUUUCUCGGGGCUAGAGAUCUGAGGAGACAUAAUCAGCUUUAAGGGUUCGAUUCGAGGUGAAUUAGGGUCAAAUAGAUCGAAGAAAGAAGGCUACUUUUGAUUGGAGAGAAAGCAUGGAUCGUGUUGUUGGUGGAAAGUAUAAGCUGGGACGUAAACUAGGGAGUGGAUCAUUUGGUGAACUCUUUCUAGGAGUGAAUGUGCAAAAUGGAGAAGAAGUUGCUGUCAAGCUUGAACCUGCACGAGCUAGGCACCCUCAGCUUCAUUAUGAGUCAAAGCUCUAUAUGCUUCUUCAAGGAGGAACUGGUAUUCCGCAUUUAAAAUGGUACGGUGUCGAGGGUGAAUACAACUGCAUGGUGAUUGAUCUUCUGGGCCCUAGCCUCGAGGAUUUGUUUAAUUAUUGCAGUCGGAGGUUCAAUCUUAAGACUGUUCUAAUGCUCGCUGAUCAGAUGUUAAAUCGAGUCGAGUUUAUGCAUGUCCGCGGAUUUCUUCAUCGUGAUAUUAAGCCAGACAACUUUUUAAUGGGUCUUGGACGCAAAGCAAACCAGGUGUACAUCAUUGACUACGGGCUUGCCAAAAAGUAUAGAGAUCUUCAAACUCAUAAGCACAUUCCCUACAGGGAAAACAAGAAUCUGACCGGAACAGCUCGAUAUGCAAGUGUUAACACUCAUCUUGGAAUUGAGCAAAGUAGGAGGGACGAUCUGGAAUCUCUUGGCUACGUGCUUAUGUAUUUUCUUCGAGGAAGUCUGCCUUGGCAAGGCCUUCGUGCUGGUACCAAAAAGCAGAAGUAUGACAAGAUCAGUGAAAAGAAAAGGCUUACACCUGUUGAGGUUCUCUGUAAAUCAUUUCCACCUGAGUUCACAUCAUACUUUCUCUAUGUACGAUCAUUGCGGUUUGAAGACAAACCAGAUUAUCCAUACCUAAAGAGGCUUUUUAGGGAUCUCUUUAUCCGAGAAGGUUAUCAGUUUGACUAUGUAUUUGAUUGGACAAUCUUGAAAUAUCCGCAGUUCGGCUCUAGUUCCAGCUCCAGCUCAAAACCAAGAUCGAGCCUUAGACCAGCUCUGAAUCCUCCUGUGCCAUCCGGAGAGAGACCAGAGAGACCUUCGGCUGCUGGACAAGACAGCCGCGACAGAUUCUCGGGAGCUUUGGAGGCAUAUGCUAGAAGAAAUGGCUCAGGAAGCGGUGCGGUGCAGGCUGAUCGAUCGAGACCAAGAACCUCAGAUAAUGUAUUAGCAUCAUCAAAGGACACACCACCACAAAACUACGAGAGGGUUGAGAGACCAAUUUCUUCAACCAGACACGCAAGUUCUUCAAGAAAAGCCAUUGUCUCAAGCGUUCGAGCCACUUCCUCAGCUGAUUUCACUGAGAACCGCUCGGCCAGAGUUGUCCCUAACAAUGGCCGUUCCUCAACCGCUCAACGGAUUCAGCUUGUACCUGACUCGACCUCUAGACCAUCGUCCUCUUUCACCCGAGCUGCACCAUCCAGGACUGCUCGCGACAGCAUGCUCCAGAGCUUUGAGCUACUCACGAUAGGGAAUGGGAAGAGGAAGUGAGAGGCUUUUACGAUUAAUGAAUGGGGGACAUUUUUAUGGUUACUUUUGAUUUUUUUAUUUUGAGAAAUUGUCGGUUUGCUGAUUGAAGGAAUAAAAUGAUGUCUGUGAUAAAUAUAUAUAUUUCUUAUGUUUUAA
This is a messenger RNA of Brassica oleracea var. oleracea, 2175 nucleotides long. RefSeq names its product casein kinase I isoform alpha-like. Gene Ontology annotation, biological process: peptidyl-serine phosphorylation; signal transduction; endocytosis. The transcript is spliced from 14 exons. The record is from RefSeq and is a predicted model, not a curated record. Gene Ontology annotation, cellular component: cytoplasm; nucleus. NCBI's taxonomy places the organism in Eukaryota, Viridiplantae, Streptophyta, Magnoliopsida, Brassicales, Brassicaceae. Gene Ontology annotation, molecular function: ATP binding; protein serine/threonine kinase activity. The coding region runs from base 604 to 2040 and encodes 478 amino acids.